AUCAUGUCCAAAAUGGCGGGCACAAAACGUCCUAGAGAGAAUGUUGACACACAAGCCUCAAAAAAGGUUAAGUCCAGCAAAGAAGGGCCCAAAAAGCCCAAGUUCGAGUCCGAGAAUGCUGCAGGCCAAGAGGAAGACUUCGUUGCAUUCGACGAAGGACUCGAGGAACCUGUGUCCGAAGGCAAAGCAGCGUUCACGAAGAAGCCAAAAGUGGACUACGGUUCACACAAAGCUAACGGUUCGAACAAUCAAGAUUCAUUCCUAAGUGGAAGUACAUCUCGCGAAGCACACGCCAAACAACGAGCCCUAGCACAAGACCGGAAAGCAGCCAAACCGAACGCCGACUCCAUCGCCCGGAGCAAGAAGAUCUGGGAGAAACUGCGGCGCAAAUCGCACGUUCCCAAAGCCGAGCGCGACGAACUGGUCAAAGAACUAUUCGCCAUCAUAACGGGUCGGGUGAAGGAGUUUGUGUUCAAGCACGACUCUGUCCGGGUCAUACAAUGCGCAUUGAAAUACGCCACACCGGCACAACGGAAACAAAUCACGCAAGAAUUGAGCGGGAGUUAUCGCGAGCUCGCCGAGUCAAAGUACGCCAAGUUUCUGAUUGCCAAAAUGGUCGUUGGCGACAAUGAGAGUCGCGACGCCGUCGUGCAAGAGUUCUAUGGCCACGUGAAAAGGCUGAUUCGGCAUCCCGAGGCCAGCUGGAUAGUCGACGAUAUCUAUCGGACCCUUGCGACGAAGAAUCAGAAAGCCGUUCUGUUGAGGGAAUGGUAUGGCCCGGAAUUUGUCUUCUUCUCUCAAAAUAAAGGAACACCCGAAGAGGAAGUAACCGCAGAUUUGUCUGUGAUAUUGAACCAGAACCCCGAAAAGCGCGGCCCGAUCAUGCAACAUCUCAAAGAAAUGACGAACCAGCUCGUGCAGAAGAAGACGACAGGCUUUACCAUGCUCCACGAUGCAAUGCUGCAGUAUUUUUUGAACGUCAAGCCGGGCAGUCCCGAGCAGACCGAGUACCUCGACAUGCUCCGUGACGACGAGGAGGGCGAUUGCUUCAAGAACCUUGCCUUCACAAGGUCCGGAUCUAGACUCGCCUGUCUGGCGCUUGCACAUGGGAAUUCCAAGGCCCGUCGAACGAUACUCAAAUUCUUCAAGAUGCAUAUCAAGCUCCUCGCGAGCGAUGUAUACGGACACGUAGUCCUGCUGACCGCGUACGAGGUGAUAGAUGACACGGUGAUGACUGCCAAGGCUAUCUUCCCUGAACUACUCAGCAAAGAUCUGGACCAAGAGGCGCGGGAGCAGGAACUCAUGGCUCAAAUUGAGCAUUUGACUUCUAGGAUUCCAUUGCUGUACCUGAUGUCGCCGGAGCCGCCGAAGUGGCUGGUCCCUGCGGAUACAGAUACCGCGGCGAUUAUCAAGGAGGUUCGCGAAGUCCGCGCGAGUACUUCGAAAAAGGAUCCUGAGACGAGACGUGUGGAACUGCUGGAGGCUCUGUCCCAACCGUUGCUGGAUUUGAUUGCUUCACAGAUCAAGUUCCUCGCUCGGUCCCAGCUUGGAUGUCAGUUCGUCGCGGAGACGCUGUUUGGCGCGGUCGGGAAAAAAGACGCCGCGCUACAGGCUGUUGCUGAAUUGGUAGCGGGAGGUGAUGAGUCUGAGUCGGACGAAACAAUGCAGGUUCUCGCGACGCCGGCCGUGGGACGGAUGCUGAAGUCGUUGGUUCAAGGUGGCCGAUUCGAUAAGGAUGCCAAGAAGGUCGUCCUUGUUGAUCCACCGUUGAACUUUGGCGAUAUACUAUACACGCAGCUCAGACACGGAGAAAACAAGGUGGAUCCAAUCGUUAGCUGGGCGAAUGGGCCGAAUUCGUUUGUUGUGCUCGCGAUGCUGGAAGCCGAAAAUUUCGGCCAUAAGGACGAAUUGCUAGGGCUGUUGAAGAAGAAUGCUUCGUCUUUGAACAAGGACAACCACGGCGCGAUGAUCAUUCUGGAGAAGAUCGGAGGUGUGAAAGCCGAGGAUACUGCUGCGAAGGUGGAAAAGGGCAAGAAGGGCAAGCAAAAUGAACCAGGCAGAGCAGAGGGAAAGGCGAAGGAAAAGGAAAAGAAGGCUCCAAAAGACAAGAAGUCGAAAAAGUAGAUGAACAUCGAUGACUAUGAGUAUUGCUAUUGCCCCAAAAGGCCCCCGUCA
Messenger RNA from Exophiala xenobiotica, 2175 nucleotides. RefSeq lists its product as uncharacterized. Bases 4 to 2124 code for a protein of 706 amino acids. The record is from RefSeq and is a predicted model, not a curated record. Gene Ontology annotation, biological process: regulation of translation. Gene Ontology annotation, molecular function: mRNA binding. The transcript is spliced from 2 exons. NCBI's taxonomy places the organism in Eukaryota, Fungi, Ascomycota, Eurotiomycetes, Chaetothyriales, Herpotrichiellaceae. Gene Ontology annotation, cellular component: nucleolus.